GUGUUUUGCUGAAGACAUUGAUAGAAUAUUUUAAAUUAAUUAUUCUGUCGCUUUCUGACAAAAAAGAGAUGAUCAUCGUUGAUGCUUCUAGAUAAAUCCAUCAGUUACAGUUUGACAUUCGGGUGACAAGAUGCAUAAAAUUGUCAGUUUAUUGUUUGGCUUUUCUGCUGUGGUCAUCUUCAUUUUACAGCUACAUGUUAAUGGAGUAUGUGCAAGAUAUAUGGAAAUUAAGCAACCACUUGACGUACAAUUGGGAUAUAAUGUUGAGAUUACACUACUUCCACCUGAAGAUCCGUCAAAAACUAAAUUUGUUCAUGGAGAUGUAAGAUGUGAUUUAAUGGACAAUAUACCUUAUGCAGACGCAUUGCCUCAUUUCAGUAUCACAACAAAAAUAUCACGAGUCAAUCCUGUUAGUGUAAAUAAAACCGGAUCUUGGUAUCUCGCUGAUGAUCAUCCUUUAACAUUUUACAAAUGCACCACACAGAAUAUCAGUUUCUUCCGAAUAAGAGCAAUAUAUUCCAGUACAGAAACAGUGUUAAGUGCUACUUACCCAGAUGAUGAAGGAGUAGAAGUGAAGGAAGUGAGAGUAUCAGCUUUUCAAGCAUUCAUGGCUGGGAGCACAGUCCAAAUAACAUUCAAAUACUACAGAUCAUUGGAGAAUAAUGCAAAAGACGAAGUCAAACUAGCCAAUGGCACGGAUGUGACGAUAGUCACUAGGAAUCCAUUCAACGCAGUAAAAAACUUCGUCAAAGGCCUUAUGAAGAAACAUAAGUGAUCUGGGGCACAUUCGUGAAUUCACAAUUAUUCCAUUCAUGAGUUUUGAACUUUCAAGUUAUUAAUAUAUAAUAGAAUACAGUAUAUAUUUUAAACACUAAUUAUUAUUACAGAAAAAUUCAGGGUAAAAUUGAAAUAUAAUACAAUUUACGAAUGAUAGAUGAUUGGAAAUUAAAUUUGUGAGAUUUAAGUGCUAUUAAAAUAUUGUUGGAUGAAAAAGAAAUGGUGUAAAUUAUUGUGCCAGGUAACUGUAAUAUCACUCUAACCGAAACAUGGUCAGAACUUACCUAAACCGAAACAUCGCCGGUCUCACAGACCGGGUCUUGCUUAAAGUGUUAUAUUUGAUAUAUUUUAUACUAAAUACCGUAUGAAUUUAAAUAUUUUCAAUUGGUAAAUUUCAAUUAUAGUAAAGUAUUUUUUUUAUUGUAAUUUGACUGCAAUCCAACACUUUGGUUAAUGAACAGUUCAAUUCUAGCUUAAAUUAAUAAGUAAAAGUUUGACAUUAAAGGGUUAUUCACUCCUUGACAGUCUAAGUGAGCAAUGCCCAUGCACUGUUUCUUUCAGAAUCACUCUUACUACAUUUAAACGAGAUCUGUAGGCUUCUUCCUUUCCAGUCUUCUCACUGUAUUAGAGUUGUCUAUGAGGUGUAGAGCUUGAAUGUUUUGAUGAUUAUGUAAAUAUUUUCAAUUGAUAAAUUUCAAUUAUAGUAAAGUAUAAUGUAGAUUUCAGUUGCAAAUUAAGUGAUGGAAGUAUAGAAAAAAAAUUGGAAACAUCGAUAUGUAAUAAAUGUAUAAUGUUGGAUGUAAGAAAACACUCAAUACAAAAAUCCGUGUGAGGUAUAGUAUCAGUUACUACUCAGAACAAUAAUCAUGGAGAAAUAUUUUAUCAAUAUAGGCUUUAUAGCAAAACUGAAAGGUAAUCAUUGAAAAUAAUAAUGAUUUUCAUUGUUACCAAGAAACUUAAUGAUUGAGCAAACGUUUUCAGCCUCCAGUUAUUUUAUUAGCAAGAAAAGUUCAUAAAUAACUAACUAUAGUGGUCGGAAUCAUUUAUUUCGUCAAGUGAAUGUUUAUUUUGUGACACUUCAUUGUGAAGCAUCCUAUUGAUAAAAGUUCCAAAGGCUGGAGGUUGUAUGGUUGAUAACUCAUCCAUUGUCAUCAAUUUUCCUAAACCAACAUUCUCUAAAUUACAAAAAUUUCAAAUAAAACAUAUCAAUAAAAUACCAAAAUAACGAAGAGAAAAACAUUUAGGAAAAAUUGAAUGCUCAAAAUAUCUGUUAGUCGAAACAUCCGGUCCGGUAUUCUAGACUGGUAAAACAUAAACGUUAUCCGAAAGAUCCGGUAGCUGAGACCGGUACGUUUCCAAUAGAUUGAUGUUUACUUGAUAACCGUGAGUUGGGGACUGACGAGCAUUGUUGGAGAAUGUUGAGGAAUAGUGAGGGAGAAGGUAUUUGAGCGGGCAGCAAUUUUUGAUUCACAAUUUUGCCACUAUAGAAAAAAUAAUUUUGCCUCUGGUCUCACAGACCGUUGUUUCGGUUAAAGUGAUAUAGUUCAUGCAAUCCCUCUCCAUAAUGGCAGUUUUUUAGAAUCGACAUAGAGUGUAGGAGACCCAUAAUAAUAAAUAAGAGGACGAAUGUUUAUGAUUUGAAGGUAAUUCAUCAAAACAUGGAUGGUCUGUUCCAUGGGAUUAAUAUUUUAGAAAUUUUGAUUGAAGAUGAAAGUCCUGAUGUUUUGCACAUAACUGAAGAUGUGUUGAAAUGAAUUUUAUGAAAUUUAAAAAUAUGACUCUGUCCUGUAGCUAUUGUAGGUGUGGUUUGAGAAAAAGGGGGGGUUGCUAUCCUUAUCAAGAACGCUUUGCUGGGCCUGGUCUUAUUGGGAGACAGAUUGACGGUGAUGGGUGGCAUUGAGAUGUGCGGUGUGAAGUUGGAUUUCUGAGAAAAACUUGGAUUUCUUAAUUUGUGGUGUAUAAACCUCCUAGUGGAGAUAUUUACUUGUUUUUUGAUAAAUUCUCUCUAUUGACUGAACGGAUAACUCAUAACUGUAAGACUGGAAAGUAGAAUUAUUUUAGCAGGUAAUUUCAACAUUAAAUAUCGGGGGACCGAGCUUCGCUCUGGAGGACAUAAUCUUAGAAAAUUUAUUACGAAAGAGGAGAUAAUAAUAUUUAUAGUUCAUACAGAAAGGUUCUAUCUUUAUAUUUAUAUUCAGCUGUUCUUAGUGAGAAUUUGUGUGUAUUUUUGGCUUCAAAAUUCAUAAAAUAACUCAUCAAUUAAUACAAUGUGCAGUGUAAUAUUUAACUAUAAUUUGGUGUUUUAAUUUUUCUAAAUUUAAAAUUUGCAUCUCAUAUUCAUUUUUGGACGAAAGUUGAGCUUGAACUUCUUACAGAAGAAACAUAACCUAUUUUUUGGACAUGUAAACAAAAUUUGGGAAUGGAAUAGUUUUGGGCCAAACCUGUUGUUCCUUCCCAAUCAUAUUUAUAUGAUUUGUUAUUGUAUCCACGUAUAAAUAAGUAAAUAAAUAUUGAAGGUUCUAUUCACGCAUGCGCGUGAAAGGUUGUCUAACCUCAAACAGGACCGGAAUAGAGCUGUCACCUUGGAAAUGGUAGCAAAAUCAGACUUUUAGCCAUUUUUAGGGAAAAAUUAAUUUCAAGUAAUAAUUGAAACAAUAUCCAAGUAUUACUCAAGUGAAGUAAGUUUCAAGUAAAGUACAUGAAAAAGGACCAGACAUAAUCAACAGAACAGUGAAACUUCGAAUCAUGAUCAACACAAAAAAAUGAAUACUGUAAUUCUCAGGCUGGAACGUUCUCAGCACCUACCUUUCGUGGUUCGAAGCCCACACAAAAUUGUGGACUCAUGCUGCAAGUACCUGUAACGAUCUCCCCACAUUGCAUGAAAAAAUACCCUUAAAUCUGAAAUUUUGAUGAAAUUGAAAGAAAUCAAGAUCAUAGUCAAUAUUCAUGGAGCUGAUGGCUCAGAGUCCCUUAAUUGAUGACUGAAUAUCGCAAAAUGAAUUUGAGUUUUUCAAUAACAGAAGAAAGCACUUCAAUUUAAAAUAAUUAUCAUCAUCAAUAUCAAUGAAGCUGAACCCCUUAACAAAUUUAUAAAUAUAACUGAUUCAAUUUACGAAUAAAGAAGAAAACACUUCAAUUUACAAUGAUAAAUGUUACUACCUAUCACAGACGUGUAGGAUAGAAAAAUGUUUAAUUCCCUAUCAAUAAUAGGAGAAUAGACCUCGCAUUUUUAUAGCACCUAGGAGAAAAUUGUAUUCAAUUAAAUUCUUGAAUGCUAAGACUGAGCUGGAAUAAACUUUCAAUGUACAAAUUAUAAAUAUCUUCAUCUUAGAUAAAUUAAUGAAUUACAUAUAAGUAUCAAGAUAGAUUUUCAUCGAAAUAUAAAAUAUUGAUUUUAUAAAAAUGAUUGAAUUGAGGAAUAGCUCAGUUACAAAAUAUUUUGAGCUCAAAAAGAAUUGAAUAUUGAAAUAAUAAUCAUUUAGUUUCAAAAUCUUAUAAGAGUUUCAAGGAAUUGAAUGUUGAAAUAAAUAUUAUCUAAUAAUGAUUAUUAUGUUUCAAAAUCUUUGAUAAUAUACAAUUAUUCUAACUCAUUGCAAGAGUUAAAUUAUUAUUA
Nilaparvata lugens (brown planthopper) is the source of this 4390-nucleotide messenger RNA. RefSeq lists its product as uncharacterized. The record is from RefSeq and is a predicted model, not a curated record. The coding region runs from base 131 to 775 and encodes 214 amino acids. The transcript is spliced from 5 exons. Lineage: Eukaryota; Metazoa; Arthropoda; Insecta; Hemiptera; Delphacidae.